CGCUCGCUCGCUCGCUCGCACCCAAUUCCCAAAGAAACCUGCCUUUCCCUUUCGGCCUUUUCCACCUCUCUCUCUCUCUCUCUCUGCCGCGUUCUUCUUUGUUUCUUUCCCCUCCCCCUUCCCGGAGCCCAGAACGAAGCAAAAAGCUAGAGCAAAGAAAAAAGAGGGAAAGGAAACGCUCUAAAAGAAAGCAAGAACCAAAGAAAGAGAGAGAGGAAAGGGGGGAAAGAGAAGACGAUGCAAAUGCUUCGGUUCCGAGGGGGCUCUGCCGCCUCCUCGUCGUCGGCGUCGCGUAAGGACCGGGGCGCGUCUCCCAGAUCCGAUCCCCGGAACCCUAGCCCUAGCCCUAGCCCUAGCUUGGGUACUUCUUCUUCUGUGCCUUCUGUCACCCCGGGAUCCGUUGGGCCGGCGAGGCCGCUGCGGCUGGUGUACUGCGACGAGAAGGGCACGUUUCGGAUGGACCCGGAGGCGGUCGCCACCCUCCAGCUCGUCAAAGGUCCCAUCGGCGUCGUCUCCGUCUGCGGCCGGGCUCGCCAGGGCAAGAGCUUCAUCCUUAACCAGAUUUUAGGUAGGAGCAGUGGAUUUCAAGUGGCUUCCACUCAUCGACCAUGCACUAAGGGGCUUUGGAUGUGGAGUGCCCCGAUAAAGCGAACUGCUCUUGAUGGAACUGAAUACAAUCUUUUGCUGCUGGAUAGUGAAGGAAUUGAUGCCUAUGAUCAAACGGGAACUUACAGCAUCCAGAUAUUUUCCUUGGCUGUUCUGUUAUCAAGCAUGUUUAUCUAUAAUCAGAUGGGUGGCAUAGAUGAAGCGGCACUUGAUCGUCUUUCUCUUGUUACUGAAAUGACUAAACAUAUUCGUGUUAGGGCGACUGGAGGAAGAUCCACAACAUCAGAGCUUGGGCAAUUUUCACCGGUCUUUGUUUGGCUGUUGAGGGACUUCUAUUUAGAUUUAGUUGAGGAUGACCGUAAAAUCUCUCCACGUGAUUACCUAGAGUUAGCCUUGAGGUCCAUGCAAGGUGGAGGGAAAGAUUUAUCUGCGAGGAAUGAGAUUCGAGAGUCCAUUCGUUCUCUUUUCCCUGAUAGGGAAUGUUUCACACUUGUGCGUCCAUUGAAUGAUGAAAAUGAUCUCCAACGUCUUGAUCAAAUCCCUUUAAACAGAUUAAGGCCAGAAUUUAGAUCAGGUUUGGAUGCAUUGACAAAGUUUGUUUUUGAGCGAACUAGACCUAAGCAAGUAGGGUCUACUGUUAUGACUGGUCCCAUUCUUGCUGGUAUCACACAGUCAUUCUUGGAUGCCGUCAACAAUGGAGCUGUGCCUACAAUAUCAUCCUCAUGGCAGAGUGUGGAAGAAGCGGAAUGUCGUAGGUCAUAUGAUUCUGCUGUUGAGGUUUACAUGUCAUCUUUUGAUCGCACAAAACCGGCCGAGGAGGCUAUUUUAAGAGAAGCGCAUGAAGAUGCUGUUCAAAAAUCACUUGCAGCAUUUAAUGCUAGUGCUGUGGGGUCUGGCUCAGCACGUAUGAACUAUGAAAGGCUUCUUCACAACUUCUUUAGAAAGGCAUAUGAGGAUUACAAAAGGACUGCUUUUCUGGAGGCUGAUUUGCAAUGUUCGAACACCAUACAUAGCAUGGAAAAGAAGCUACGAGCAGCUUGUCAUGGUCCUAGUGUGAAACUUGACAGUGUGAUUCAGGUUUUGGAGAGUCUGCUUUCUGAGUACGAGUCAUUUUCUCAUGGUCCCGGCAAAUGGAAAAUAUUGUCUUCCUUUUUACGGCAGUGUUUGGGGGGGCCCAUAUUGGACCUCUUUAAAAAGCAAUUAGAUCAAAUUGAAUCAGAAAGGAGUGCCCUUGCAUUGAAAUGCUGCUCUAAUGAUGACAAACUGGGACUGCUCAAGAAGCAGCUUGAGGCAAAUGAAAAGCACAGAGCUGAAUAUUUGAAGCGCUAUGAGGAAGCUAUCAGUGACAAGCAAAAAUUUUCAGAGGAGUACAACAGUCGUAUUGCAAAUUUGCAGAGCAAAUGUAGCACACUGGAGGAGCGUUGCAUGAGUCUUGCAAAAGAUCUUGAUCUUACAAGACAGGAAUCCUCUGAUUGGAAAAAUAAGUAUGACCAAAGCAGUAUAGAGUUGAAGGCUGAGGAUGAUAAAUUUAAAGCUAAACUUGCGGCUCUGGAGUCCAGGUUAAGUGCUGCUGAAGGGAGAUUGGCUGCUGCUCGUGAACAGGCAGAAUCUGCUCAGGAAGAGGCAUCAGAGUGGAAGCGAAAGUAUGCUGUUGCUGCUGGAGAAGCCAAAACAGCUUUGGAGAGAGCAGCAUUAGUGCAGGAGCGCACUAAUAAAAAAGCACAAGAAAGGGAAGAUGUGCUAAGGGCGGAAUUCUCUGCCCAGUUAGUGGAAAAGGAAGAGGAAAUCAAGACCUUGAAUGCAAAGUUUGAUUCUACUGAAAACCGUACAAGUACCUUGGUUUCACAGUUGGAGGCUGCUCAGAAAAAGUUGGAGACUCACGAGUUGGAAACUUUGGCCUUCAAGGAUGAAAUAAAGAAGUUAAAUUCAAACCUGGAUUCUAUGAAAGCUAAAGCUCAGUCGUAUGAGAGGGAAGCCAAAAUACUGGAACAAGAAAAGAACCAUCUUCAAGAAAAGUACAUUGCUGAAUGCAAGAAAUUUGAUGAUGCAGAAGAGAGGCUCAAGGUUGCUGAAAGGGAUGCAAAGAGAGCUACUGAGUUGGCUGAUACUGCUCGGGCAGAAGUAGUGACUGCUCAGAAGGAGAAGUGUGAAUUGCAGCGGUUGGCAAUGGAAAGGUUAGCAAUAAUUGAAAGAGUUGAAAGACAGGUUGAUAGCUUGGAGCAAGAGAGAGUGAAGCUGAUGGAUGAAGUAGAGCGAUUGCAUCAGUCUGAAAUGGAUGCCACGUCCAAGGUUACAGUACUUGAGAGAAGGGUUGAAGAGAGAGAGAAAGAAAUUGAGGAUCUAUUGAGUCGGAGCAAUGAACAGAGGUCCAACACAGUCCAAGUCCUUGAGAGUCUUCUGGCAACAGAACGUGCAGCUCGAGCUGAGGCCAACAGCAGAGCAGAGGCCUUGUCCUUGCAGCUACAAGCUACUCAAGGCAGACUAGAUGCACUCCACCAGGAGCUGACGUCUGUUCGUCUAAAUGAGACCGCACUUGAUAGUAAGCUUAGGACUGCAUCUCGUGGGAAACGUUUGAGAGUAGAUAAUUACCUGGGCACAGAAUCUGUCCAAGAUAUGGAAGUUGAUGAAGGGCUUGUUAGGGGUAGAAAGAGAUCCAAGAGUACUACAAGCCCCCUAAAGAUUACUCAGACAGAAGAUGGCGGUUCUGUUUAUAAAGGAGAAGAAUGCACAGAGAGUCAGGAACAUCAGGAAACUGGAUCUGAAGACUAUGCGAAGUUUACCAUUCUAAAACUGAAACAGAAACUCACUAGGCAUGGGUUUGGUGGACAACUGCUGCAGUUGAGGAAUCCUAACAAAAAGGAGAUUGUUGCUCUGUAUGAGAAGCAUGUCCUCCAAAAGUAGCUAUUUUAUCAUAUAACCAUUGACUUAGCAUCAGAUACAAUGUGGUUUGUUCAGAGGGUGUUUAAUCAUUGCAAAAAUUGCCUCAUAUAGAGAUGUUCUGUAAUUAUAGAGCUUUUUAUCAUUUUAAAUUAAAGAGCCAUUGUUCAUGUUUUAGAUGCCAUCAUGCCCUCAUCAAAUUUGUAUUUACUUUGGUCCUGUUGAUUGAUGGCUUAUUUGUUUGUUUAAGCAUUUAUAUAGAAGUAUGCUUGUGUAUUUUCCUGGUUGGUUUGUCUACGUUGGAAAGGGUACAAUCUAUUGGUUUUA
This is a messenger RNA of Elaeis guineensis (African oil palm), 3810 nucleotides long. RefSeq lists its product as uncharacterized. Gene Ontology annotation, molecular function: GTPase activity; GTP binding. The record is from RefSeq and is a predicted model, not a curated record. Lineage: Eukaryota; Viridiplantae; Streptophyta; Magnoliopsida; Arecales; Arecaceae.